CGGGCCGACAACGAGGCGGAGCAGCGCGACACCGGCCCCGGGACCGCGCCCGCCACCCCCGCCCGGUGCCUCCUGCGGACUCUCUGUGAGCCGCUCCUACUGGUACACUGAAUCUCCCCGGGGGCCAUCUGCCCGACUGCCCCUGACUCCGGCAGCGGGGGACCCCCCAUGGCAGUGGGCACCUCCCCUUGAAACCUGCCAAGCUGGACACCACAGCCCUGCACGACGACACCUUGGCCAGCUCCACACCCCUCUCUGAGGCUUGCAGCCAUGCGGUCCUCGCCUGCAGCCCGGGCAUCCCUGAAGAGUACUAUGUGAGCGAGGCUGUGGAAGAUGCUCCCAGCUACAGAGAGCACCGGGAUGCCUGCACCAUCACCGACGUGUGCAACAGCACCAACCUUCCAGAAGUUGAGAUCAUUAGCCUGCUGGAGGAGCAGCUGCCCCAUUACAAGCUAAGAGCGGACACCAUCUAUGGUUACGACCACGAUGACUGGCUGCAUACGCCCCUCAUCUCCCCAGAUGCCAACAUCGACCUCACAACCGAGCAGAUCGAAGAGACGCUGAAGUACUUCCUUCUAUGUGCCGAAAGAGUUGGCCAGAUGACUAAGACGUACAAUGACAUCGAUGCUGUCACGAGGCUUCUUGAGGAGAAAGAGCGGGAUUUGGAGUUGGCUGCAAGGAUUGGCCAGUCAUUGUUGAAGAAGAACAAGACCCUAACUGAGAGGAAUGAGCUGCUGGAAGAGCAGGUGGAGCACAUCCGGGAGGAGGUGUCUCAGCUCCGACAUGAGCUGUCCAUGAAGGAUGAGCUACUGCAGUUCUACACCAGUGCCGCUGAGGAGAGCGAGCCUGAGUCUGUCUGCUCAACCCCGCUGAAGAGGAACGAGUCAUCCUCCUCUGUCCAGAAUUACUUCCACCUGGACUCUCUUCAGAAGAAGCUGAAGGACCUCGAAGAGGAGAACGUUGUACUCCGAUCUGAGGCCUGUCAGCUGAAGACGGAAACCAUCACCUACGAGGAGAAGGAGCAGCAGCUGGUGAAUGACUGUGUGAAGGAGCUGAGGGAUGCCAACGUCCAGAUUGCGAGCAUCUCUGAGGAGCUGGCCAAGAAGACGGAAGACGCCGCCCGCCAGCAGGAGGAGAUCACGCACCUCCUGUCGCAAAUCGUGGACUUACAGAAGAAGGCAAAAUCUUGUGCGGUGGAGAAUGAAGAGCUUGUCCAGCACCUGGGCGCUGCCAAGGAUGCCCAGCGUCAGCUCACAGCCGAGCUUCGAGAGCUGGAGGAUAAGUAUGCGGAGUGCAUGGAGAUGCUUCAUGAGGCUCAGGAGGAACUGAAGAACCUGCGGAACAAGACGAUGCCCACGUCCCGGCGCUACCACUCUCUGGGCCUGUUCCCCAUGGACUCCUUGGCUGCAGAAAUCGAGGGAACUAUGCGCAAGGAGCUGCAGCUGGAAGAGCCGGAGUCUCCAGACAUCACCCACCAGAAGCGCGUCUUUGAGACGGUGAGAAACAUCAAUCAAGUAGUCAAGCAGAAAUCACUAACCCCUUCCCCCAUGAACAUCCCGGGCUCCAACCAGUCGUCAGCCAUGAACUCCCUCCUGUCCAGCUGCGUCAGCACCCCCCGCUCCAGCUUCUACGGCAGCGACGUCAGUAACGUGGUCCUCGAUAACAAAACCAACAGCAUCCUCCUGGAAACUGAGGCAGCCGACAUGGGGAAUGAGGAGCACAGUAAGAAGCCAGGCACGCCAGGCACACCAGGCUCCCAUGACCUGGAGACAGCACUUAGGCGGCUAUCCCUGCGCCGGGAAAACUACCUGUCUGAGCGGAGGUUCUUCGAGGAGGAGCAGGAGAGGAAGCUUCGAGAGCUGGCCGAGAAGGGGGAGCUACACAGUGGCUCACUCACGCCCACCGAGAGCAUCAUGUCCCUGGGCACACAUUCACGCUUCUCUGAGUUCACCGGCUUCUCCGGCAUGUCCUUCUGCAGUCGCUCCUACCUGCCCGAGAAGCUGCAGAUUGUGAAGCCACUCGAAGGUUCAGCCACGCUUCACCACUGGCAGCAAUUGGCCCAGCCUCAUCUUGGGGGCAUCCUGGACCCCCGACCUGGUGUGGUCACCAAGGGCUUCCGGACUUUGGACGUUGACCUGGAUGAAGUGUACUGCCUUAACGACUUUGAGGAAGAUGACACAGCGCAUCACCCUGGGAAGUGCAUGUCACAGACCAACUCGACUUUCACCUUUACCACCUGCCGCAUCCUGCACCCUUCAGACGAGCUCACACGGGUCACGCCAAGCCUUAACUCAGCCCCAGCUCCGGCUUGUAGCAGCACCAACCACUUGAAAUCCACGCCAGUGGCCACGCCAUGCACCCCCCGGAGACUGAGCCUGGCCGAGUCCUUCACAAAUGUCCGCGAGUCCACAACAACCAUGAGUACGUCUUUGGGGCUGGUAUGGUUGCUGAAGGAACGGGGCAUCUCCGCGGCCGUGUACGACCCCCAGAGUUGGGACAGAGCCGGCAGGGGCUCCCUCCUCCACUCCUACACCCCCAGGAUGGCUGUGAUCCCGUCCACCCCACCAAACUCCCCUAUGCAGACGCCCUCGGCCUCCCCGCCCUCCUUCGAGUUCAAGUGCACGAGUCCUCCCUACAACAACUUCCUGGCUUCCAAGCCAGCCAGCUCCAUCCUGAGGGAGGUGAGGGAGAAGAAGCCCGUGCGGAGCAGCGAGAGCCAGACAGAUGUGUCUGUCUCCAACCUUAACCUUGUGGACAAAGUCAGGAGGUUUGGGGUGGCCAGAGUGGUGAACUCAGGACGAGCCCAUAUCCCCACCUUGACUGAGGAGCAGGGACCUCUCCUCUGUGGUCCAACAGGGCCAACACAGGCUCUUGUCCCUGGGGGCCUGGUCCCCGAGGGCCUGCCUCUGGGGUGCCCAAGCGGCAUCCGCCGGAAUCGCAGCUUCCCUACCAUGGUCGGAUCCAGCGUGCAGAUGAGAGCCCCUGUGAUCCUCACCUCUGGCAUCUUAAUGGGUGCUAAGCUCCCCAAACAGACUAGCUUGCGGUGAGGCCAGGGAUUGCUGCCCUGUCUGCUCUCUGCCUCCUGUCCCCGACAGAGCAUCCUGUCUCCUCUGAGCUAGACAGAUCAACCGUGUGCCUCAUGGGGGGAGAUUGGAACUCCAUAUGGUGUGUACACAGGACUUGGGGACCUUGCCGUCUGCUCUCUCUUCCAAUCCACAGGAAGUAAUAACCCUACAAGGUCACACUCUCUUGAGGAUGGCACCUGAGCUCACCUGGGGGAAGGUGGCGUCUUUUCUUCCUUACUUUUAAGAAGCACUGAAAUUCCCAAGGCUGUUCUUAUCCCAUGGAUAGGAAUUUGGUGAAUUCCGCAUAAGACUGUCGGGUUGCACACAUAGCCGCCACGUGGCACAGGUCUCCUCGCUCACCUGUGGCAGCCGGCAGGGCUGCUCACCAUCAGAGAGCUGUUCUUUGAGUUGUAGGUGGCCCAGCUUCACCGAGGUCUGCACUAUCCUGCCCCAUUGGACUGUCUGUUCUCUAGACUUCUUUUCACGUCUCUGACUUGAAGUUACCUUGCAUUUUGUCACAAGCUGUCAGGGUUAGAGCCUGCCGCGAAAAGAAUGUAUUUACACUCCAAUGCGCCAUCAGGCGGCCCCUCCGUCUUCUGUGUGAUUGAUUUUUUUUUUCCUCUCCCAUUUUUAAAAUUUUCAUUUGCAGGGAAGUCUCAGUACUGGCAGUUUCUCUUGGUUCUGACACCAAAGUGCAAACGGCACACACGCUAACUCGCUAAUGGCAUAGCUCAUUUCUGGGACCCAGUGUCAUAGCCAGGGUGAUAUAUGACCAGUUAUCACCAAUGGUAGGAUCAAGGGGAAAGGGGACAAGACUGUUAAACCUACACACGGUGGAGGGGAAGGGCAGAGUCCACAGCUCACCUCAUGGCAUCCCGGGUCAAGGUGUGUCAAGUGUGUCAGCUGCUGGCCCCUUUCCACUAUAAAGGGUGCUCAGGUCGCACGGUAGAGCUCCGUGGCCAUUCAGUGACUGUGUUUUUUAGUCCUCUUGUUUCAAAACUAGAAUUGAGUUUCCUGCUCAUGCCCCAAGUUCAUUGUCCCCUCCUCCGAUUUCUGCCCAUAGGAACCGAUCAGAGGUGCUUAUGAACGAAAGAAGCCUGAGCGAGUGAGCGGCCUGAGCGUUGCCGUCACCUGUGCAGUUAUGAACUUUUAUUUAUUACCCAUGUGUGCUGUAUUUUAAUCAGAUGCCGUCUCUGGUUCCAGCUCCAGCCUCUGUGUGUGCGUGCGUGUGUGUGUGUGUGUGUGUGUGUGUGAGAGAGAGAGAGAGAGAGAGAGAGAGAGAGAGAGAGAGAGAGAGAGAGAGCGCCCAGGUAUAUUAUUUAUUUACUUUUGUCUGAGGAUGGCGGUACAUCUGUGUGUCACAUGGCCACCUGCCCCAGACACCUAUGGAAGGAUAGCGUCCUGUGUAUAAGAAAUUGUCACAUGAACAACUCCCACACCCUCAGCAAAAGAUGCGUCCUUGAAUCGAGUGAGGGUCACCUUAUGCCCACCAAGGAUGCUUUGAGAAGGUCCCCAGGCAGCAAGCUUCAGUCCCACUAUUUCAAACUAUUUAUUCUCCAAUCAGAGUGCCGGUCCAUCACAUUCUCUGCUCUCCUGGCUGCCGAGUCUGUGUGCAGUCACCGCAAGUAGCGUACAUUUUAUUUGAAUGUAUUUUAAAGCGGCAGGUAGAAGAGCAAAGGAGGGUGACAAGCUUGGCUCGGAUGGACCAUGUCACGUGUUCAGAGGGGCCUCCCUCCCGUCCGCACUGGAAGCACCAGUGUAAGGACCGGCACUCUUAGAGGUCGUGAUGAUAUCGUUAGCAAACCGGUGACCAACAUUAAGCAGCACUACCGAGAGCGAGUUGUAAUGCAUCAAGAUCAGCAACAAGAUUUCAUUCACUAACGAAUAUCAAUAAAACAAGCUCAAAAGACGGAAA
Molecule: messenger RNA, 4980 nt
Organism: Grammomys surdaster
Lineage: Eukaryota; Metazoa; Chordata; Mammalia; Rodentia; Muridae
Gene: Trak1
Product: trafficking kinesin protein 1
Exons: 17
Coding region: 600-3047 (815 amino acids)
Biological process (GO): endosome to lysosome transport; anterograde axonal transport of mitochondrion; neurogenesis
Cellular component (GO): dendrite
Molecular function (GO): GABA receptor binding
Source: RefSeq, a predicted model, not a curated record